GCACUUCCUCCCCAGCGGCUAUGGCAGCGACCGCCAGGCUGAAUCUUCUCCUGCGGCACCUACACCCCGACCUUAAAGCCUCUCCCACAUUGGCAGAAGUAACUUCGCAUUCUUCUACUGGAAAGCUCUGAUGCUGCCUGACCCACUGAGUUCCGCCAGCGUCUUGUGUUGCUCCAUUUGUAAGCGUGAUGGUAUUAAACCUCGGGGAACUGGAGUUCGGAGUUCGAAGUUCAGUUCCGGCACUGCCUGUGAGGAACUUGUGUGUUCUCCCCGUGAACCGCGUGGGUUCCCUUCAGGUAGUCGGUGCCCUCCCACAGUCCAAAGACAUACUGCUGCACUUUGGAAAACCCUUAUCUCAUCCCCGAACAGAGGCAGUUUUAUGAGGAAAAUGGAUUCCUUCUUGUUAAGAAGUUGGUUUCUGACGAAAACCUGGAAAUGUUUCGAGAGGAGUUUGAAAGGAUCUGUCAGAAGGAAGUAGUGGUCCCUGGAUUAACAGUGAUGAGAGAUGUAGCCAUUUCAAAAUCUGAGUACGUUCCAGAUCACCAGGCUGUUUCCAAGAUCCAAGAUUUCCAAAACAAUGAAAUUCUUUUUAGGUACUGCUGCCUACCAGAGAUCUUGAGAUAUGUGGAGUGCUUCACUGGUCCCAACAUCAUGGCAAUGCACACUAUGCUGAUCAACAAGCCUCCUGACUCAGGAAAGAAGACCUCACGCCAUCCGUUGCACCAGGAUCUGCAUUACUUCCCCUUUCGGCCUGCGGACCAGAUCGUGUGUGCCUGGACUGCCAUGGAGAAGGUGGACCGCAGCAACGGCUGCCUCGUCGUUCUGCCGGGGACGCACAAGGGCAGCCUGAAGAAACACGUUUACCCCGAAUGGCCAGGUGGUGUCAAUAAGAUGUAUCAUGGCAUCCAUGAUUACGACCCCAGCCAUCCCCGGAUUCACUUGGAAAUGGAGAAGGGUGACACGGUGUUCUUUCAUCCUCUGCUCAUCCACGGAUCGGGAACCAAUCAGACUCGUGGCUUCCGAAAGGCAAUUUCCUGCCACUUUGCCAGUGCGGAUUGCAAUUACAUUGAUGUAAAGGGUACCAGCCAGGAAAAUAUCGAGGAAGAGGUUCUUGAAAUAGGAAAGAAGAAGUACGACAUUGACAAAGAUGUGUCUUUGGCGGACAUCUGGUGUUUCAAAUCUCGUCUCGUACAAGGAGAGAGAACCAAUUUGUGAAAUCGUCCUGACCUGAGUGACCACUAGAGGACGCUGUGCUUGUGCUCCACGCCCCGUGAUGGUUUAAUUACUUUUCUGCUGCAAAUGAUCAUGUUCAAUCCACUUUUAGUAUACUCUGCAUGUUUAAGAAACGUCUUCAAGAGUUAAUGCCUAUAAUUGUAGAGUAACACACACAAAAUGCUGGAGGAACUCAGCAGGUCAGACAGCAUCUGUGGAAAUGAAUAAAUACUCGACAUUUCAAGCUGAGACCCUUCUUGAGGAUAAAGUCUUGGCCCAUUCCUUUCCAUAGAUGCUGUCUGUCCGUAAGCAUUUUGUGUGUAUUACUCCAGAUUUACAGUAUUUUCAGGAUGCUGUGUCAAUAUUUGUAGCAUCAGUUACAAUCCAGCGGUACAGUAUAACUCCAGUAAUCCAGCAGGGUUGGGACAAUGGUGACAGACUGACCAUUUUCUCAACUAUCUGAUGUCAUUAACACCCCAGCAUACUUUCAGUUCAUCUUUAAGAUUUGCAUUGAAUUAUAAAUAUUCGCGAGUGGAGGCCCGAUGUCUGUGAACCAGCCGUUCGUGCUGGGGUCAGUAGAUUGGCAUUCUGUCCUGAGGUUGGAGGCCUGACUCUCUGUGUGUGAGUGGAUGGUGUAAGGAUGGGAGAAAGGAAAGAAGCUUUUUUUUUCCUGUCAUUGAUUAAAGAUUAGCUUUUAUUUGUCACUUGUACAUCGAAACAGUGAAAUGGGCUGUUUGUGCCAAAUCAGAUCAGCGAGGUUUGUGCCUGGAGGUGUCACCAUGAUUGUGACGCCAACAUAGCAUGCCCACAGCCUAAUCUGCCUGUCUUUGGAAUGUGGGAAGGAACCCACACAGUCGCAGGGAGAACGUACAGACAGCGGUGUGAAUUUGACACCAAUUAGUGAUUGUUGUAAAGUGAUUCCACUAAGCACGACACUACGCUCCCUUUGUUUCACUGCCGUCACUGUGUGUCUUGUUCUGUUGAACGUUGUGGGCAGGCUGUGUUGGCACCGGAACACAGCACGUCCUCAGGUUGUGUUUGUUAUUAGCGCAAAGGAUGCAUUUCGAUGUACGCACGAUAAAUGAGUCUGAAGUUUCCAGCAAACUGAAUUUAAAGGGAGCACAGCCAAUGUGGUCCUGUGUUGAAACGAGUGCAGGAACCAGGGCCCCAGUAACCAUUUGCUGAACCAGCCGUAUUCGAUCCACGGUCACAUAGCGGAUUAUCGGAGUUCGACUGCACUUGGUUGGACGUUCUUUAAGUUGGCUUUAGUGCAGCCGAUUGCACAGUACCACCAAUUUUAAUUGCACUUGUGUCGAUAGAUUUUAAUCCUUAAUUAUAUUGUGCUUUACAUUUUCCGUUCCAUAUUAAUUUAAUAGUGUUCAGUUUAGAAUUGCUUGAAAUGGUUCUUGCAGUCUUCUGCUGAAUGAUCAUAUAUAAAUGCCUUUGAAUCAACGACAUUGGUCAGUUUGUUUGUCAGCCCUGCUCUCGUGUCUUCACCGCAGUCUGUGGACCUGUGACGUAUUGGUCAGGUUGACCACACAGUCACCUCGUCCAACUUGAUCACGGUAGGACCGCUCACCCUCUCCAUGAUGACCUCAGCUCGGAAUAGAAAGGUUACAUCUUCACAUCAUACCGUACAGGCUAGAAUACAGUCUUGGCCGAUGCUCCCAUUGAGUGCUUGAGGCUGUCCGUAAGCUGUGAUUUCAGGCUGUUCUCAGCUUCCAUCCUUAAUAAUCGAUGCCACCUUCCUUAGCAAAAACACACCUGUGGUCUUCUCCCUACUCCCCCAACACUUAAUUAUCAAACAUCUGCCAGCUGCAACCUUAUGCUUUCUGAUUCCGAUUCAGUUACUUAUCGCAGGUGCAGUACGUCGAAACAGUGAAAUGAGGCAUUUGUGUUAACAACCAAACAUAACCUAAGGAUGUGCUGGGGGCAGCUCACAAAGUGUCGCCACAUGUCAGAUCCAGAAUGCAAAAUGUUCAGUACGACAGAACGGCAAUGGAAACAUCCCCCUUUCAUCCCUCCCUCCCACCCACUCACACAGACAGGCCUCCAACCCUAGGACAGGCUGCCUCCAGUAGACUCUCAAACUCACAGACAUCAGGCCUCUGACUUGCCCCCUGGGCUCUCAGAUUCACGGCUUCUGCCAUUGUGUCUUAUGGACUUCGGGCAACUUUUGGCUUCAACCUUUGGCAUCAACUUGCUGAUGGUGGGACUCCGAACUCCCGGCCUCAGGCUCCAGACAGUGGAGGUUUAAUAUCCAGCCAGUCUGCCGGACUCUGCUGUCGUCAUUUUGUGCAACAUUUUGUUCUCUGAGGUGGGACAUGAAGAAACCAAGACUAUUUUGAGGAAGAAUUUGGAAUGAGCUGCCAGAAUUGGUGGUUGAGCUGGGCACAUCAGGAACAUUUAAAAUCCAUCAGGAUAAGUACAUGGACAGGAGAGGUUUAGACGGUUAUGGGCUGAAAACAGGCAGGUGGGACUAGCUCGCUGGACAACAUGGAUGAGCCGAAGGGCUUGUUUUCCUGAUGUAUGACCUUCAAAAGCAGGGAAAUCACUUCUGGAACCUUGUUCUGUCAGCAGUUCAGCACUGGAACAAAAUGCUGCCAUUCAGCCUCAUUAGUCAGUUCUGUGCCUUGAAAUGCCCAGGCCUUUGAAUAUACAGUCGUUGCGGUUUCUGCCCCAAAUCUCAUGUCAGUCAAAGUUAUAGUAACUCAUGUUUCUUCACCCCAGCCCUGAUCUUUCCUCACAGUACUGUUAUCUUUAUUUCACUCAUUUCAUCCUUCUCCUGGUUCUACACACACACACACACACACACACACACACACACACACACACACACACACACACACACACACACACACACACACACACACACACACACAGAUAUGCCACCUUCCUCUUCUCCCACCCCUUCGGGGUCUAGUCACCUGCCAUGCCCCUUUACCCUAAUGGUGCCCAUUCCGACUUCCUUUGUUCAUCAGAGUGAGGCACGGGUAGCCCUUUGUGUUCCUGCUCAUCUCCCUCCAGCAGCUGACUCCAACCUUCACCUCCCCACCCCCACCACAUGCACUUCAACUGCCUCUCAAAGUAUUUUUU
Messenger RNA from Hypanus sabinus (Atlantic stingray), 4308 nucleotides. It is a transcript of the gene phyh, whose product is annotated as phytanoyl-CoA 2-hydroxylase. Gene Ontology annotation, biological process: fatty acid alpha-oxidation. The transcript is spliced from 11 exons. Gene Ontology annotation, molecular function: phytanoyl-CoA dioxygenase activity. NCBI's taxonomy places the organism in Eukaryota, Metazoa, Chordata, Chondrichthyes, Myliobatiformes, Dasyatidae. The coding region runs from base 436 to 1215 and encodes 259 amino acids. The record is from RefSeq and is a predicted model, not a curated record.